AUGAGUCUCCUGACCUCACCGGUUCUUCAAUGUCUUUACUACGAAGCCCAAAACCACGAUAUUGAGUAUAAGGCGAAGAACUUUUGGCAAAACUUUUUGAUACAGGAAUUUCCGAUCCAUCAGAACUAUCUUGUGAACUCUGAGGAAGUAAAGCGAAAAGGGACAGGCGAGCUCAAAAAGGUGGAGGAGCAGCUUCGGAAAGGAGCCAAGAGAUACCUCGAGAAAUCUGGUGAGGAAUUUGUGUACGGCAUGACGGGCUGGGGAACGAAGGCCCGCGUCUGGAUCAUUGAGCGAAGUGGAAACCACUACCGAAUGAGGCACCUGUACUUUGGAUCUGACGGCGAAGCUGACCGGUCCUCCUACGUCGACGCCAACGAUGACUACGCCUAUUACAUUUCAUGCUUCGUCGCCUACCUCAAAGGGGAAAAUCCACCCCAAAUGCCCGAGUCACUUCAGCAAGGGCCAAGCGCAGCUUAUCAGCACUAA
Hirsutella rhossiliensis is the source of this 486-nucleotide messenger RNA. RefSeq lists its product as uncharacterized. Bases 1 to 486 code for a protein of 161 amino acids. The transcript has 2 exons. The record is from RefSeq and is a predicted model, not a curated record. Lineage: Eukaryota; Fungi; Ascomycota; Sordariomycetes; Hypocreales; Ophiocordycipitaceae.